Messenger RNA from Talaromyces proteolyticus, 1633 nucleotides. RefSeq names its product putative peroxisomal membrane protein Pmp47. Gene Ontology annotation, molecular function: coenzyme A transmembrane transporter activity; AMP transmembrane transporter activity; ADP transmembrane transporter activity. The coding region runs from base 280 to 1254 and encodes 324 amino acids. The record is from RefSeq and is a predicted model, not a curated record. Gene Ontology annotation, cellular component: peroxisomal membrane. The transcript has 3 exons. Lineage: Eukaryota; Fungi; Ascomycota; Eurotiomycetes; Eurotiales; Trichocomaceae.
GUCGGCAACGUCAUACGCCGUCCCUCGCCCUGUGCGAGACUGGCGGCCAGUGAGUGACCCUUGCUCAUCAUUUCGCGAUCAUAUAUUUGACUACAAGACCCGGCCUCAGUGUUUGCGCUCCCGCUGCUGUUUCCCCCGAUUCCCCUUCUGCAUUGCGAAGACAUCUCUCGUGCAUCACGCCCCACCUUGAACCGAAGCCGUUCAAAGGUACUUACUUCACUUCAUUGCUUCACAAACAAGUAUUUUUGCUAAUAUGUCUUGCCAGCCUUUCCAGAUACCAUGUCUCAAUCAACCGUGGAGCAGCAAAAGGAGGCCGCCGCCGCAUCGGCUGCCGCGCAGCAAUCGGACAACAUCACCCAUGCCUUGGCUGGUGCAGGAGGCGGUAUUAUUUCGAUGGUCUUGACAUAUCCGCUCAUUACGCUGUCCACACGGGCACAAGUCGAAUCGAAACGCGCGCAGACUUCAACUACUGAUGCUAUCCGACACAUCAUUCAGCGAGAGGGCAUCACUGGCCUCUAUUCCGGCCUGACAUCGGCACUUUUCGGGAUCAGUGUCACAAACUUUGUCUACUACUACUGGUACGAAUGGACUCGCGCUGCCUUUGAGAAGGCUGCGGUGAAGGCCGGCCGUGCUUCGAAGAAGCUCACAACCUUUGAAUCUAUAAUUGCGGGUGCCAUUGCUGGCAGUGCCACCGUGCUUAUCACCAACCCAAUCUGGGUCGUCAACACCAGAAUGACAGCUCGGAAAUCGGAGUCAGAUGAGGAGGCUCUGCCAGGAGCUCCCCCUAAAAAAUCACCAUCCACCAUUCAGACCCUCUUGCAGUUGCUUCAAAACGAGGGACCUAGCGCACUCUUUGCUGGUGUUCUUCCCGCUCUCGUUCUUGUGAUCAACCCCAUUCUUCAGUAUACUAUUUUCGAGCAACUUAAAAACACUGUGGAGCGGCGACGACGAGUGACACCAACGGAUGCAUUCUACCUCGGCGCAAUUGGAAAGAUCCUUGCCACAACCAUCACUUAUCCUUACAUCACGGUCAAGAGUCGCAUGCAUGUCGCUAGCAAGGAUGGACCCCGUGAAAGCCUCAAUGGAAGUUUGAAUAGGAUCAUUAAGGAGGAGGGAUAUACCGGUCUAUACAGAGGCAUUACCCCCAAGGUCAGCCAGAGUGCAAUUACUGCCGCUUUCCUUUUCGCUUUCAAGGACGUUUUAUACGACGCGAUAGUUGCUGCGCGAGGAGGUCGCCGUGCUAUUGGCAAGUAAUCCCGACAUAACUAUCUGCAUUUGUGACUCCAUCAAUCCGCGCCAAUAGUGACGCCUUGAACGAAUGCGUCACCGCGACAUAGGGAGAUCAUGAUUGUUCAGUAAGCCAUAUCCGGCCCGGCUACUAUACGAACCCGAUACUGGACGGCUGGCUAUCAGAAAAAAUACAUGCAGCAAUGCUGUCUCGAUGAUGGCAAAAUCACAACCUAAAAUUGAUUGAUGUAUCAACAACAUUCUGUAACAUAAUACGGUUGAGUUUAAUGUAAACGGCUAUGAAGGCUCGAACAAGUUUUCUAGUCGACGAUCUGAAUAUAAAUUCCAAAAAUUUCAAGCUAUCUAUGCAUAGUUUAUAAUGAAUUCAAUGUUAUGCUUUGUGUUG